CAUACCCAUCCUCUGAUUUUGGAGAUAGUUACUGUGAGUAAUGUUUGUUGCAGUGAAGCGUCAUGUGUGAGUCUGAUCAUUGACCAUAAUGGUGUUAUUACAUGAGUUUGAGAUCAGCAAGGCCUGUAACUGGUCAGAUGUCCCCACAGCUUGUGAUGGCCAACACCUGGUCCUUCCCGUCUCUAAAGCUGUGGUGGGGGUGUGGAACAUGCAGGAUCUUACAGCAGAGCCUUUACCUCUGGUUGGCCACCACAGGGAGAUAUCUGCCAUAUGUUUGGGCCAUAGCUCCCUUCCCAAGCUUGUCUGUUCUGCAGCAUCAUACUACAUUAUUGUAUGGGACAUUCAUAAUGCUACACAGUGCCAUCAAAGAGGGGAGACAAUCAAAGGGACUAUAGUUGGAACCUCUUUAGGAAAUGUGCAAUGUGUGGCCUUCAAUCCUGAUGACUCCCUUCUGGCUGCAGCUGUUCAAAACCAAGUCCUCAUUUUGUCAGCAAAGACAGAAAAGCUGAUAGCCACUCUAGAAGGCCACACAGCCCUGGUGACAUCUGUUCAGUUCUGUCCACACUACACAUUCACUGUUGUCUCUGUCUCCGAGGAUCGCACAUUUAAGGUGUGGAAUGUCAAGGAACUGUCCCUGGUCUAUCAGUCAAGCAUUAUCUCUGGCUCUCCGUUCAUUUCCAUGGCUAUGAAUCCAAAUAAGGAACAGGUUGCCAUAGGAACCACAGAUGGUCAGCUGAGAAUCUACGACAUGACAGAUGGGAAUGGUUUUCGCUGUCUCCAUCAUCUAGAUGUGGUUAAGAUAGCUUCAAGGAUCAACUGUGGGAGGGAAGAGGCUGAGAAGUCCAGUGAACUAAAUGGCCCAGUCACUGUCAGUAGUCGCCCAUCUUGGCAAAGGGACCUAACUCAGUCUGGCUAUGAUAAUAGUGCUGAUGAGACUGAUGUCACAGAAAGGGGAUGUGCAAUACUGGGGUUGUGUUACUCCUACCAAGGGGAGACAACAGCUGCAGCAACGGACAUGCCUGCCUUUAUACAGAGGGAGAAUACAACCGUCAGAGAACUACUGACAUCUGCUCCCCUCCUUGUUGUGGGUACCUCUACAGGCUUACUGCAGGUCAAUGCAUUCACCCUAGAGGUCUACCAGUACUGGUCACUGCAGAACCCCAUCCCAUCAGCUAAUGGAUCAGGAAGCACCUCAGUAAUGACAGCCAGCUCUGUGUAUCUGACCCAGGGAAAGCAACAACAGGUUUGGUGCAUCCUGGGAAGCCUCUUCCAGAAUAAAAUUCACAUCUUGCGGUGGGACUUGGUGACUCCUCAGAAACCAGUCUCCAUGGUGAUGCCACCUGUGGAUGCAAGUCUGAGUGACAGGAUGUGUCAGCUAAUGACUCUGUCUGAUGAUAAGGGGGAUUUUCCUGGGGAGGAGACAGUGAUAACAAUCCUGUCACAUGCUCCUCUGCUGGAAAAUUCUAUUCUGAAAUCAGAGCUCCUACCCAAACAGAAGAAUGGUGCCAAACCAGUCACUGGGAAAGGAAAGUCCUCUAACCCAGCAACCAAGAAACUCCCAGGUUCUGUGUCAGAUCAACCAUUGACAUUUAAAUCGAAGGUCAAAUCUUCAGGUUAUACCGCUGCUCCAAGGUUAGGAUAUAGAAAAGGAAUGUUUAACCCACAGACCAAUGUCAACAAAGGCAAACUACCUGGCAAGAAACCCUCUCCGUCUCUCUCAGACAGAUUAGUAAUGAAGGAAUAUCCCAUAGACGACGGCGCCCCAGUCCACUUCUGUACCUCAGUGUGUGUGGCAGAGCGCCCCACCCCGAUCAACUCCCUCACAUUCUCAGACGAUGGACACAGCCUAGUGUGUGGUUUGGGAAACAGAGCUGUUCAGGAGUUUACUGUACCUCUUACAGGAAAGGGCACAGCAUUUACAGGUCAUAAUGGCCCAGUGUCUUAUGUCCAUUGUAGUCAUGGCAACCAUCGUCUUGUGUCCUCAUCAGAAGAUCGCACAGCAUGCCUGUGGGUCAAAUCUCAGUCAGAACCAAUCCUGAUCAUUGAUAAAGUCAACAACAACUUCUCAGCUCACAGGGAGAGUGUGGGGGUAAAAAGUUGGGAGAAGGAGAACCCAUCCUUCAGCAAGGAUGUCAGAUGUGCUCAGUUUUACUAUGUGGACAAGUUUGUUUUGCUUGUCUCGGGGAAUUCCUUCUAUCUGUACAAAUAUCACCUAGAUUCGACAAGAGAAGAUAUCAAAAGGUAUUUAACAAAAAGUCGCUACAAAUUGGUGAAGUCUUUCCAGCUGCUUCAAGCUCAGACUAUUACAACAUUAACAGCUGUCAAUAGUUUUCAUUCUUAUGUUACCAUGGCAGCAGGAUCUGACAGGUCUGUGAAUAUCUAUGAUCUGAAUGAAGGCAGAAUAUCUCGAGUGAUGACAGAUGUCCAUACAAAACACUGCCAUGUUAUCUGUCUGAAUGAGGGCUCAUCAGCUGUGUCUCACCCACCCAGUGUCUACGACCUGUUUGUAACAGCUGCUAUGACAGACAGCAUCAAACUGUGGGACAUUAGGACAAACAGGUGUGUGAGGAGGUAUGAGGGACAUCAGAACAGGUGCUACCCCUGUGGUUUGGCCCUCAGUCCAUGUGGACGCUUCCUGGCCACAGGGGCAGAAGACAAAUCUGCAUAUAUCUAUGACUUAAGAGCAGGGGCAUACCUUCACAAGAUGACUGGCCACACAGAUGUAGUCUCUGAUGUUGCAUUUCACCCUAUCAAACCACAGCUGGUUACAGCCUGUUUGGAUGGGAAAGUUCGUGUCUUCACCACAGCAUCUUGACAAACCACCAACCAGAAUCAGGAAGAGCCUGUUUGAUGGGUGAUACUGAUAAUACUACUGUAGAGCUUAGAAGUCCAUCAUGUGUCAUAAUGUAGCAGAUAGUGCUGCUGUGAUGAUCAGAGACAUGCUCAUGCUAUGGACAAACAGCAACCCGCUGAAAUCAUGUCACAGGUCUGCACCCUGUUGAUCAAUCCACAUCACAACAAGGAGACUUGCCAAGAAAUCGCAGACAGUGCCUCAUGGUUGUCAGAAACAAUUAAGCACAAGUUCUUUGAGGAUUAAAUUAUGAAUUUGAUGAUAUCAAAUUAUGCACAUCUCCAUCCACUGUUGUAUUAAAUAAUGUAUGAGAAAAUAAAAGCAUUUUCAUUUCAAUGAUGAUUUUGUUUAUUGUACCUUUUUAUUUAAUCUUAUUUCAGUCUUAUGUGAUAAAAUAGAGAAACAUAAAUAAAGGAUAUUACAAAAAUCACAGUCAAGUCUAAUAUUCUUAUUAUUCAAAUUUCUCAACAAUUUAGUGAAUGACACAGCUUUUUGUGUUUGAGGAAUGUAUCUCAUUAAUACAGUGCAUAGUACAACCCUUAGCAAGACGUCUCGACAGAGAUAUCACAGAGUUACACACUGAUAAACAUGCUGGCACAUGUUUCAUACAUAUACACUAGUAAAGAUGCUGACAAGUGUUACCUGGAUGUUUUGCUCAUUCUGUGCCAGUAAGACCAAUAUCUAGGUGAGUUAGAUCAUGAACAUGGGUUUUGUAGACAUAAUCAACUGGUCCAUACAAGCUGGUUAUGGACAUGUCAAUGCAAAGAAGAAAACAUACUGGGACCUCUCAAAAAUUUUAAUGUACAAUUGGGAAACACAAAAUCUUGUUCAAUUAGAACGACCAUAUGAAUACGAUGUUUCUAGAAAAAAUAAUGCACCAUGGAUAUUGCCAUAAAUAAAAACAGAGAAAAAGUUUAUGACAGAAGUAACCCUGUUAGUACUGAGCAAAGUCAGUGAUCACACAGAGUGUAUGUAUCAAUGUUAUAUGUUCAUGUCGCUCAUUAAAUUAAACAUAUAUGAACUGGGCAGUUUGGAAUAUUUCACUUGUAUAUAUAUUUUGACAUCAUGCCAAAAUCAUACACGACCUGGAGGACAAUCAAACGUUUUUGACAAAAAAGGGGGAACAAAGUUAGGAGUAGGAAACAUUUCUUAAACAUCACACUUGGUAAAAAAAAAAUAUUUUCUGUAUUACUUACAGAAAUGAAUGUCAUACAUGUAUGUGUUUCACCAGUGAUUCGGGUGACCACAAAAUCAUUCACCAUGCCUGAGGAAUGGUCCACUAAACUACCAUAGUUCUUGAGUAAUUCAUACCAAAGGUAUGUCAUCAUGACUAUCAGGCCAGUUGUGACAUAACAGCAUGACAAUCAGGCCAGGUGUGACAUUACAGCAUGGUAAUCAGGCUAGGUGUGACAUAACAGCAUGACAAUCAGGCCUGGUGUGACAUAACAGCAUGACAAUCAGGCCAGGUGUGACAUUACAGCAUGAUAAUCAGGCUAGGUGUGACAUAACAGCAUGACAAUCAGGCCUGGUGUGACAUAAAAGCAUGACAAUCAGACUAGGUGUGACAUUACAGCAUGACAAUCAGGCCAGGUGUGACAUUACAUCAUGACAAUCAGGCUAGGUGGUACAUUACAGAAUGACAAUCAGACCAGCUGUGACAUUACAGCAUGACAAUCAGCCCAGGCGUGACAUUACAGCAUGACAAUCAGGUCAGCUGUGACAUUAUAGCAUGACAAUCAGGCCAGGCGUGACAUUACAGCAUGGCCGUCACUCCAAGUGUGACAUUACAGCAUGACAAUCAGGCCAGGUGUGACAUAACAACAUGACAAUCAGGCCAGGUGUGUGACAUAAUAGCAUGACAAUCAGGCCGGGUGUGACAUAACAGCAUGACAAUCAGGCCAGGUGUGACAUUACAGCAUGACAAUCAGGCCAGGAGUGACAUUACAGCAUGACAAUCAGGCCACGUGUAACAUAACAGGAUGACAAUCAGACCAGGUGUGACAUAACAGCAUGACAAUCGGGCCAGGUGUGACAUAACAGCAUGACUAUUUGCCCAGCUGUGACAUUACAGCAUGCCAAUCAGGCCAGCUGUGA
This is a messenger RNA of Liolophura sinensis, 4945 nucleotides long. RefSeq names its product WD repeat-containing protein 27-like. Lineage: Eukaryota; Metazoa; Mollusca; Polyplacophora; Chitonida; Chitonidae. The record is from RefSeq and is a predicted model, not a curated record. The transcript has 24 exons. Gene Ontology annotation, molecular function: protein binding. The coding region runs from base 89 to 2815 and encodes 908 amino acids.